Penicillium malachiteum is the source of this 684-nucleotide messenger RNA. RefSeq names its product PX domain-containing protein YPT35. NCBI's taxonomy places the organism in Eukaryota, Fungi, Ascomycota, Eurotiomycetes, Eurotiales, Aspergillaceae. The record is from RefSeq and is a predicted model, not a curated record. The transcript has 5 exons. Gene Ontology annotation, cellular component: endosome. Bases 1 to 684 code for a protein of 227 amino acids. Gene Ontology annotation, molecular function: phosphatidylinositol-3-phosphate binding.
AUGGAGCGCGCUCAUGAGGAGGCCGCCCAUGAGGAGGCCAGAUCAGCGACGCACCCCCACACUUCUCUCCCCGCAGAUACCGAAUUCCUCCCCACUGAACACGAGCAUGAGGAUGACAAUGAAAGCCCAACCGAAGAAAUAGACACUCAGUUCUUGCCUACAGAUUCUGGAUCUGAUGUCUCCCCCAAGACACGACCUAUCUCCGGCGUUGUUCCACCAUAUUGGCAACGACAUGAGCGCAACGCUUCUCGUGCAUCACAGAGCUCGUUGGCACGGUCAACAAUGAUCACAUUGGAGGAUAAUACGGUGGACCCAGAGUCCGAGACUACAAGGGGUCUUUGGGCGCAGAGUGUGUCGAUUGAGGAUCAUGUAGUUGUGCAGGGAAAGACAGGGGUUGGGGCAUACGUGGUAUGGAACUGCAAAAUUCAGACAUUGGAUGGAGGUCCAAUGGUUGUUCGCAUGAGAUACUCUGAGUUUGAUGAAUUGCGACAACGCCUUGUUUCUUCCUUUCCACAUGCAAAGAAUUACACUGUCGCUGACGAAGACUAUGAAGACAAAUUCCGGCCCAAUUUUCUUGAGAAUCGACGAGUUGGCUUGGAAUAUUUCCUCAAUUGUGUUCUUCUCAACCCUGAGUUCUCGAGCUCACCUAUCGUCAAAGACUUUCUUUUUGGCCGACUUUCAUAA